Molecule: messenger RNA, 2304 nt
Organism: Pipistrellus nathusii (Nathusius's pipistrelle)
Lineage: Eukaryota; Metazoa; Chordata; Mammalia; Chiroptera; Vespertilionidae
Source: the annotation of a GenBank genome assembly
AUGGCGGGGUUCAAGCGGGGGUACGACGGGAAGAUUGCGGGGCUGUACGAUCUGGAUAAGACCCUGGGCCGCGGUCACUUUGCGGUGGUCAAGCUGGCCAGGCACGUCUUCACAGGCGAGAAGGUGGCCGUGAAGGUUAUUGACAAGACAAAGCUGGACACGCUAGCCACUGGCCACCUCUUCCAAGAAGUGAGGUGCAUGAAACUGGUGCAGCAUCCCAACAUCGUGCGCCUCUACGAAGUGAUCGACACCCAGACCAAACUGUAUCUCAUCCUGGAACUUGGGGACGGAGGAGAUAUGUUCGAUUACAUAAUGAAACACGAGGAGGGCCUGAACGAAGACUUGGCCAAGAAGUACUUUGCUCAGAUAGUUCAUGCUAUAUCUUAUUGCCAUAAACUGCACGUGGUUCACAGGGACUUGAAACCCGAGAAUGUGGUCUUCUUUGAAAAGCAAGGUCUUGUGAAGCUGACGGACUUUGGUUUCAGCAACAAGUUUCAGCCAGGGAAAAAGCUCACCACCAGCUGUGGGUCUCUCGCGUAUUCUGCUCCAGAGAUCCUGCUUGGGGAUGAGUAUGAUGCACCUGCCGUAGAUAUAUGGAGUCUGGGAGUGAUCCUUUUCAUGUUGGUGUGCGGGCAGCCACCCUUUCAAGAGGCCAAUGACAGUGAAACAUUGACAAUGAUCAUGGAUUGUAAAUACACGGUCCCAUCCCAUGUGUCUAAAGAGUGUAAAGACCUGAUCACCCGGAUGCUGCAGAGAGAUCCCAAGAGAAGGGCCUCUUUAGAAGAGAUCGAAAACCAUCCUUGGCUGCAGGGUGUGGACCCUUCGCCAGCCACCAAGUAUAACAUCCCCCUGGUGUCCUACAAGAACCUCUCGGAGGAGGAGCACAACAGCAUCAUUCAGCGCAUGGUGCUCGGGGACAUAGCGGAUCGAGACGCCAUUGUCGAAGCCCUGGAAACCAACAGGUACAACCACAUCACGGCCACGUACUUCCUGCUCGCCGAAAGGAUCCUGAGGGAGAAGCAAGAGAAAGAGAUCCAAACCAGAUCUGCCAGCCCCAGCAAUAUCAAGGCCCAGUUUAGGCAGUCGUGGCCCACCAAGAUCGACGUGCCCCAGGACCUGGAGGACGACCUCACCGCCACGCCUCUGUCCCACGCGACCGUCCCUCCGGCUCCCGCGCGGGCUGCCGACAGCGUCCUCAACGGCCACAGGAGCAAAGGCCUGUGCGACGCGGCCAAGAAGGACGACCUCCCCGAGCUGGCCGGCCCCGCGCUGUCCGCGGCGGCGCCGCCGGCGAGCCUGAAGCCCGCGGCCAGCGGGCGCAAGUGUCUGUUCCGGGUGGAGGAGGACGAAGAGGAGGACGAGGAGGACAAGAAGCCCAUGUCCCUGUCCACACAGGUGGUCCUGCGCCGCAAGCCCUCGGUCACCAACCGGCUGACCUCGAGGAAGAGCGCCCCGGUGCUGAACCAGAUCUUCGAGGAGGGGGAGUCGGACGACGAGUUCGACAUGGACGAGAACCUGCCGCCCAAGCUGAGCCGGCUGAAGAUGAACAUCGCGUCCCCGGGGACGGUGCACAAGCGCUACCACCGCCGGAAAAGCCAGGGCCGCGGCUCCAGCUGCAGCAGCUCCGAGACCAGCGACGACGACUCGGAGAGCCGCCGGCGGCUCGACAAGGACAGCGGCUUCACCUACUCCUGGCACCGCCGGGACAGCAGCGAGGGGCCGCCGGGCAGCGAGGGCGACGGCGGCGGCCAGAGCAAGCCCGGCAACAGCGGCGGCGGGGCGGACGAGGCCAGCCCCAGCGAGAACAGCGCGGGCGGGGGCAGCCCGUCGGGCGGCUCGGGCGGCACCCCGGGGGGCACGUCGGGCAGCACCCGCCGCUGCGCCGGCCCCGCCAACUCCACGCAGCUGGCGUCGCGCGGCGCCGGGGAGCUGGUGCAGAGCCUCAAACUCAUGGGCCUCUGCCUGGGCUCCCAGCUGCACGGGGGCACCAGGUACAUUCUGGACCCGCAGCACGGCCUGUCCUUCUCCAGCGUCAGGGUCCAGGAGAAGUCCACGUGGAAGAUGUGCAUUGGCUCCGCGGGGAGCCCGGGCCAGGCGCCCGUGGCGGGCGGCCUCAAGUUCUUCUCCGACCACGUGGCGGACAGCGCCGCCGCUGAGCUAGAGCGGAUCCAGAGCAAGAACCUGAAAAACAACGUGCUCCAGCUACCUCUGUGCGAAAAGACCAUCUCUGUGAACAUCCAGCGGAACCCCAAGGAGGGGCUGCUGUGCGCCUCCAGCCCGGCCACCUGCUGCCAUGUCAUCUGA